Messenger RNA from Camelina sativa (false flax), 1335 nucleotides. Lineage: Eukaryota; Viridiplantae; Streptophyta; Magnoliopsida; Brassicales; Brassicaceae. The record is from RefSeq and is a predicted model, not a curated record.
AUGAUUACUAUUCGAAUUUUUCUCCAACAAGCAGCAUCUUUCGACUGGGAAGUUCAUCAAAUGGACGUACAUAACGCUUUUCUCCAUGGUGACCUUGCUGACGAGGUCUACAUGAAAUUUCCUCCUGGUUUUCGUACUGGUGAUACAAAUAAGGUAUCUCGUCUGCACAAGUCUCUUUAUGGGUUGAAACAAGCUCCCCGCUGUUGGCUUGCCAAGCUUGCUCAAGCAAUGAAAUUUUUUGGUUUUGUUCAAGAAUACUCUGACUAUUCCUUGUUUGUCUUGGUAACCAAUAAUGCUCGUCUUCAUGUCCUGGUUUAUGUUGAUGAUUUGAUCAUCACUGGGAGUUCUAUUCAUGUCGUCAACGAGUUUAAAUACUACUUAAGUUCUUGUUUUCACAUGAAAAAUUUGGGUAUUCUCCGUUACUUUCUCGGCCUCGAGGUUGCACGUAGUCCUUCCGGUAUUUACCUCUGUCAACGUAAGUAUGCUCUCGACAUUAUUGCUGAAACUGGUCUUCUCGGUGUUAAACCGAUUACCUUCCCGUUGGAACAGAAUCACAAGCUUGCAUAUGCUAAAGGGUCUCCGUUUCCGGAACCUGCACGUUAUCGUCGACUUGUUGGUCGCCUGAUUUAUCUCGGAAACACACGUCCGGAGCUCUCUUAUGCCAUUCACAUUCUCUCCCAAUUCAUGGAUAGUCCUCAACAGGCACAUUGGGAAGUUGUUCUCCGGGUCGUCUGUUACUUAAAGAAUAGUCCUGGCCAAGGUAUCCUUCUUCGAGCUAAUGCACCACUUACUUUAACAGCCUGGUGCGAUUCCGAUCACGCAACCUGUCCUUUUACGCGUUGCUCCCUCACUGGUUACUUCAUUCAACUAGGUGGUUCGCCUCUGUCUUGGAAGACAAGAAAGCAAGAUGUUGUUUCUCGCUCUUCCAUCGAGGCGGAGUAUCGCGCCAUGGCGGACACUGUUAGUGAAAUUCUUUGGCUUCGUCAACUUCUGCCUUUUCUUGGUAUUACGGUUACUACACCUAUUACUCUUUACUCUGAAAAUUUGUCCGCGAUUAUGCUGGCUGGUAAUCCUGUUUUUCAUGCUCGCACGAAGCAUGUUGGUACAAAUUGUCAUUUCAUACGGGAUGAGAUCAUUCGUGGUACCAUUGCUACUCAACAUGUCUCUACUACUACUCAGCUCGCGGACAUUUUGACAAAAGCAUUGGGACAAAAACAAUUUGAAGUUUUUUUGGACAAGCAGGGUGUUUGUAAUCUCCACACUCCACAUGAUUGUGACAAAAACAGCUCGCGGUCUCAUAUACGAUUAGGUCACCCUUUGUACUCGAGAUCAUGA